Medioppia subpectinata is the source of this 1305-nucleotide messenger RNA. Lineage: Eukaryota; Metazoa; Arthropoda; Arachnida; Sarcoptiformes; Oppiidae. The record is from the annotation of a GenBank genome assembly.
AUGACUACAACUGAAGAUCUGGGAUCAGUUGAGAGACUACAUAAAAUCAGUUCAUUAGACAAAUGGCUUGUAUUCUGUCAAAUGAGUGAAGAAUUUGUUCAUAACAUCCAUUCAUUCAUUAUAUACGGAGAAACAGGAAAUGAAGUGAUUGUUGUGACCAAAGAUGAUGUGGUCUUUCAUAUGAAUGGCAAUAAUAUUACAGAAAUGACUGAAUUGUGUGAAUUAAGUGCAAAAGAUGUCAUCAAAAUCAGCGCCGGUUUUAAGUACUUGUGUGCACUCACUUCCGAGGGUGAAGUGUACACUUGGAGUAAUCAUCAAACAGAUCCAGUACAGGACGUUGCAUACGCUGAUGAUAAUUAUAUAAUAAUGUUGGGAGACAGCGAUUCAUCGCCUCAUCCCAUCAAACUAUCUCUCGAUUUGAAUAAUGAAAACAUUGUUGACAUUGAAUGCGGUUUACACCACACACUGGCGCUGACCGAUGCCGGCCGUGUGUACGCCUGGGGUUAUAAUGACAUAGGGCAAUUGGGGAAUGGCAAUACCAUUAAUCAAUAUAAGCCUAUUAAAGUGGUCGGAGGUCUGACCGGAUGUCGCGUGAUAUCCAUUGCCUGCGGUGGAAAUCAUUCACUGGCCGUUACGGACACCGGGAGUGUGUUUGGAUGGGGUUUAAAUGGAAAUGGUCAGUUGGGUUUGGGUCACACAAUUAAACAAUCAUUACCCGUUCGGAUUCAAUAUUUCAAUGACCUAAAAGUGACAAAGGUUGCCGCUGGAAAGUGCCAUACAAUGUUUCUAUCCAAUGAGGGUAAUGUCUAUACGUGCGGUUGUAAUGACAUAGUUUCACAUAUAGAUAGCACAAUAUCAGCGGCCGUUACCGCGAAUGGAGUGUUAUAUGUUUGGGGCGAAUGUCGGCAACCAUUUGGCGAUUUACUCACACCAACCGCAAUAAAUCUCUCCAAUGAUCACCCGGUGCUCAAUAGUAUGUCCGACGCCUUCGACAAUACCAUAUCAUCUAAUUUCCAGUUUGUGAUCGACGGACAGCCCAUUCAUGUCAUCAAAGAGUAUUUGAUUAUACGCUGCAAAAAAUAUUCUUAUGAGGCAUUCAAAGCAUUUUUGCGAUAUCUGUAUACCAACGAUGUGUUUGUGGCGCCGGAUAUUGCGGUCGAAUUAUUAGGUUUGGCCGACACUUACGCCGAGACAGACCUCAAGCGAAAGUGUAUUCAACUCUUACGUACAGGACACGACUACUUCUGGCCAAAGAGUCUUUCGAUGCUUUUGUAUCCAUUCGUUGCCUCUUUGUGUCACUCCUGA